Messenger RNA from Oldenlandia corymbosa var. corymbosa, 1856 nucleotides. Lineage: Eukaryota; Viridiplantae; Streptophyta; Magnoliopsida; Gentianales; Rubiaceae. The record is from the annotation of a GenBank genome assembly.
UGCUCACUUAAAACUUGAAAGCCUUCCAGUGAUUUCCAGUGCCAAUUUCGUCUUCUUCAUCACCAUGAUAAAGAAGAAUUAGAAGCUUUCAUUUUUCAAUUGUUUUGGUGUUCGAUCUACCUGAAUUACUAUGGCUAAUCGUUCUUCCUCUGAACCAGCUUGGAAAAAGUACUCCUUCCGCUUCCUAAUCAGCCCUAACAAUGAAGAGCAACUAAACAAUUACUCCGGCAGCGGCAGCGGCGGCGGCAAUUUCUUUGCUCUGGACUCAUCACAGCCGCCAUCUGAAUCAGCCACCGUCAUUGCCGAUAACGAACACCUCCUAUCUCAGAUCCUCAUCAAACUUCCCCCAAAACCCCUCCUCCGUUUUCAGUGUGUCUCCAAGGCAUGGCUCUCCCUCAUCUCUGACCCGGCUUUCCGCCGCCGCUGGUCUAUUAUCCGGAGAAACACCGGCGCCGUAAGUCUUCUCUUCUUUCCCUUUGGUGUCAAGGACAUUGGUGUCAUUUUUAUUGGUUCGGAGGGUGCGGUUUCACCGGGUCUCUUUGAUUCGAAUCCGAUGAAGGGUUUUAUCAAGGAUGAGAUUGACGUUCAUGUGCACAGUUGCAAUGGGCUGUGGUGUAUUCAACUUGGGCAGAGUUUUGAGCGCAUUUCUAUUGUUGUUUGCAACCGCACUUGGCAACACAGAUAAAUUCCCAUUCCUCGCGGUACUCGCUGGCCAAAGCUUCGUUACUCUAAUAUAGCUUUUGAUCCUCGAAAUUCAGACCAUUACAAACUUGUCUGUUGGGGUAUAGACCGAAUGGAUUUCCGAUUUAUGGUCUAUUCCUCAGAAUCUGUGGAGUGGAAGAUUACGGAGGAUCAUAUUGGCAAUGUUACUUGGGUAAAUUAUAGUUUUGAGAAUGGAAUUUUCUGGAAUGGGGACCUGCAUUUUAUUGGACGUGGUAUAAUGUCAGGGAUGUCUGUUAUAUGCUUUGAUGUGGAAAAUGAAAAGAUCAGAUCAUCCAUGCCUCCAAUUCCCAUCACCGUUAAGCAUGUCUGUUAUUUUGGGGAGGCAGGCGGGAUUUGUGUAUUGUGAGUUUGAGUGAUCCCGAGGCAUCAUGUAUCAAGUUUGAUGUGUUUGCUCUGAAGAGGGAUCACUCUGAGUGGUCUUUGAAGUAUCGAUUUGAUGUUUCCCCUUUGAUUGCUACAUAUCAUGAAAGAUUUCCAUUUUGCGUUUCUUCCUUUAUUGAUAGAGGACAGAAAGCUAUGAUCAUGAUUUCAUUGCCUGGGAAAUUGGUUUCUUGUGAUAUUAGCAAUAUGGUAGUUGAUGAACUCGUUGAAUUUGAGGGCCGGCCGGAAAAUUACAUUUGGACUCAUGUUUUCCAGCAUGUGGAAUCCCUUGCAUUGGUCUGACCAUCUGAGCGUCUUUGGAUCUUGCUUGCAGAAAAAAUUGAACAUUUUCUUUUUGCUCUAUCUGGAAGAAGCAAGGAGUUGUUGGAGAUAUGGAAGUUGGUAAUCAUCAUUUGUAGUUCUUUUUGUUGCUAAUAUUGUGGUAGUUGGUAGUAGAGCUUUGCUAAUAUUAUGUUAAUAUGUGGUAGAGUUAUUUUAAUUAUGGUGAUAUGCAAUAACUAGUUAUUCCCUCUGGUGACCAGAAAGCUUCUUGCUGAUAGUAAUAUUAUGGUAGGGAGGUAGUGGAGCUAUUUGGUACUUGGUGGUGACUCCCCAUUGCUAAUAGUAAUAUUAUGGUAGGAGGUAUUAGAGUUAUUUAGUACUUAGUGUGUCUCCUUUUGUUUUGAAGCGUUCCGUGUUCGAUAUGGUUUGCUUAUGAAUGGGAAAAAGGAGUUAUGGUUAUGGAUUUAUCGUUUAUUUUCUCUAUUUGUCAA